UUGAGGCAUCGCCUGUCUGCCCCCAUUGGCCCAAGCCCAACACCCUCUUUGUGGAAUCCUACAAUUCUUGCCUCCCACACCCCAGCCUCCUCUGCUUCUUCUUCUACCUUCCUCCCCUACAAAUCUACAAUACAAGGGAAAGGAGAAGUGAAGUGGAGCCAACACUCCCCUGCCUCCGUUCUUGCCAUGCAAGUGUUCGUUCCUUGCAGGCGCGUGUUCGGCGGCCGCUCGGCAAGCGAGUGCUGGUGAGAGCGAAUGGGGGCUCACGCAGCAAUGCCGUCGUCCGGCGGGGCCAUCUCGCGGCAGGGCUCGCUGUGCAGCCUCACGCUGAGCGACGUCGAGGGCCAGCUGCACGGCCUCCGCGCGGCGGCAGGCUCCAGGAGGACGGUGGACGAGGUGUGGCGGGACAUCCAGGGCGCCGCCAGCUGCGCGCGGCCGCAGCCGGCGCAGAUGACGCUGGAGGACUUCCUGUCCAGGUCCGGCGGCGGCAGCGCGGCCGACGCGGGGGGCGGCGGCGGCGGAGGAGGCUGGGCCACCGAGCAGCAGUACAACCCCCCGCCGCCGGUGCCGGAGCAGCAGCAGCGCCACAGCAUCGGCCGCCCCCUGCCGCGGCCCCUGGGCGUGGGCGCCGGCCCGGUGCUGCUGGACGCACUGUACCACGACCACCACGACGUGGCCGCCGCCAUGUCUGGCCGGAAGCGUGCUGCUGCUGCCGUGGGUGGCCCGGUGGAGAAGACGGUGGAGCGGCGCAAGAAGCGCAUGAUCAAGAACCGGGAGUCGGCGGCGAGGUCGCGCGCCAGGAAGCAGGCCUACACGAACGAGCUGGAGAACAAGAUCUCGCUGCUGGAGGAGGAGAACGAGCGGCUUAGGAAUCACAAGGCAUUUGAAUCGGAAGUGCAGUAUGUGCCGCAGCAGGAGCCAACGAACCAGCUCCGGCGGAGGAACUCGGCCAGCUUCUGAUCAAGUUAAUAGUAGUGACCAGCAUUAUGUUGGUUCAAGUUGUAACUGACUUCCCAACAAUAUUUAGCUAGUACUAAGAACUCUGCUGUCUCCAACUUGCUGUGUAGCAAUUGCUGGUUGCUGCACUCGUGCCUUUUCUCCAACUAGUGCAUUGCUUUCUGCAGCCUGUGAUUGCAAGAGUAAGCUGUAAUGUUGUGUCGUUCUCUCAAAUGAAAACAUAAUUGCUAGCCUA
Molecule: messenger RNA, 1192 nt
Organism: Lolium rigidum
Lineage: Eukaryota; Viridiplantae; Streptophyta; Magnoliopsida; Poales; Poaceae
Product: ABSCISIC ACID-INSENSITIVE 5-like protein 2
Exons: 3
Coding region: 256-960 (234 amino acids)
Biological process (GO): positive regulation of DNA-templated transcription
Cellular component (GO): nucleus
Molecular function (GO): DNA-binding transcription factor activity
Source: RefSeq, a predicted model, not a curated record